Messenger RNA from Dendroctonus ponderosae (mountain pine beetle), 4427 nucleotides. Its product is annotated as TBC1 domain family member 9. Gene Ontology annotation, molecular function: calcium ion binding. Bases 301 to 3756 code for a protein of 1151 amino acids. The transcript is spliced from 21 exons. The record is from RefSeq and is a predicted model, not a curated record. Lineage: Eukaryota; Metazoa; Arthropoda; Insecta; Coleoptera; Curculionidae.
UAAAAGACAAUACAGUUUUGACAUUUAUUGCAAUUUGUUAUCAAAACACAGUGUUUAGCUGUUUUCGUUUAGAUAAAACCAUUUUAUUUCUUUAUUCCUUCGUUCCUUAUUCUAAUGUUGAUAUCGGUGUUACUCUAUUGUAUUAAACAGUAAAGGAACAAUCCAUAUUACUUUUCUAUUUGUGAAAUUCGUGUGCUUAUUGAAGCAAUGUUUUGUGAUAGAGAAACAGUUUGUUUGAAGAGUUGAUAAAAGUAUUUUUUUUACAUCGAGCUUGAAUAAGCCGAUUUCCUGUUCUUCAACAUGUUUGUGAAGCCCGAAGAAGUCCUCAUUGCCAAUGCGUUCUGGGAAACGGAAGAGACUUCCAUAUACUUUGUCCUUCAGCAUAGAAAAGGCCAUGGUAGCGUUAAAGGCCUUUCAUCCCUUUUGGUUGGGACUAUGGAUAGUAUUUUCGAUACUAAGCCAGCCCCAUACAGGAUUUUACACCAAACACCUAAUUCAGAAGUGUAUUAUCUAAUAGCUCGUGGUAUGACGAAAUAUGAGAUUCUAAAAGAUUGGGAAUGGCUAUUUGAAAAUGUUUGUGAAACGUUGCACUCAUUUGAUAAUGAAGACGACAUCACUGACUUUGUGAAUUGUAAAAUUGAAGCUGUAAUCGCAGUCAACCAAGAGGAAGUCGAAGAUGAAGACUCCAAUGCCUUCAAAGUAACUUCUGAUAAAUUUCAACGGUUGUUUGGAUUACCUAAAGAUGAAAAACUUGUGAAUUAUUAUUCAUGUAGUUAUUGGAAAGGAAAAUUACCUAGGCAAGGGUGGAUGUACUUGUCAAUAAAUUACUGUUGUUUUUAUGCAUUUAUUUUGGGAACAGACACAAAAGUUUGUAUAAGGUGGUCAGAGGUGACUGAACUUAACAAAAAGAACAGCAUGCUCUUUCCAGACAGUAUAAGAAUUGUUACAAGAGAAAAAGAGUACCAUUUUAGUAUGUUUCUCACAAAAAACGAGACGUACACUCUGAUGGAACAACUGGUAGAUUUGGCAGUAAAAAGACUCAUUGAUGAUAAGAAAAGCUAUCGGGAGGACAAGGAACUUUUAAAUAAGUUAAGCAAAAACGUCCCUAAAAAAGCCUCAUUUCUGAAAAGAGACUUAGAUGCACGAGCUCAGUCGGAAGCGUACAGAAUGUUGUUCAGACUUCCAUCUACAGAGAAGUUAGAUGGUUCUAUCGACUGUACAUUAAUGACCCCUUUCAACCGAAAACAUGUUUCUGGGAGACUAUUUUUGUCGCAAAACUACAUCUGCUUUGAAAGUAAAGUGAAAGCCCAAGUUAGCGUUGUUAUUCCUCUGAGAGAUGUUAUUGUCGCAGAAAAAAUAGAAACUAACACAUCAAAUCAGUCGCUGGAAAAGGCAAUUAUUGUUACUAUGGGAAAUUCCUUAAAUAGAACCAAUUUUAUUUUUGCCCAAAUUUUGGAUCGUGAUUUCGUCGUUGUUAAAUUAUCGGAGUUACUGGCCAGAACACAGGAAAUGCAAGUAUUUAAUGGGGAUAGGGCAAGCGAUCCUCUAAUAGAUACGGAACCUGUUUGGAAGCCGCAGAAAGCCCUUAUGACGAUGUUUCCCUUAAGCCCGAUACCUGAGGUGAGCAAACGACAGCAGCUAAAGGCCAAAGAAUGGGAAGAACACUUUAAUACAUUUGGAAGAGGCGUUUCUAUGUAUAGAACGACAGAUGUUGCAAAGCUGGUUUUAGGUGGUAUUCCAGAUCAUCUAAGAAUGGAAAUUUGGAUGUCUUUUUCUGGGGCGUUAAAUGUUAAAGCAGCACAUCCUGGGUAUUACCGGUCCCUUGUAGAUAAAGCCCUACAGAAACAGUCAACGGCAAAUGAUGAGAUUGAAAGGGAUCUUCACAGAUCUCUCCCUGAGCAUCCAGCAUUUCAGAGUGAAAUCGGCAUAGACGCUUUAAGAAGAGUUCUAUGCGCGUAUGCUUUACACAAUCCUAGUAUAGGAUAUUGCCAGGCUAUGAAUAUUGUUGCUUCGGUGCUUUUAAUUUAUUGCAAGGAGGAAGAGGCGUUUUGGCUCUUGGUCACUUUGUGUGAAAAUUUACUGCCAGACUAUUACAACCAAAGAGUAGUUGGUGCUGUUGUGGAUCAAGGAAUUUUAGACGAGCUUACCUUAGAAUACUUGCCUAAUUUACAUGAUAGAUUGCUGCAGUUGGGUAUGAUGAAUAUGAUAUCUCUUUCCUGGUUCUUAACAAUAUUUCUGUGCGUAAUGCCCUAUGAGUCCGCUGUGAACGUCAUGGACUGUUUUUUCUACGAUGGUGCUAAAGUGAUUUUCCAAGUGGCAUUAACGUUGUUGGAGUGGAAUCAAGACAAACUUCUACAGUGUAAAGAUGAAGGUGAAGCAAUGCAGCUUUUAUCCGAGUAUUUGAUGGGAAUUUUUAACGAUGAAGGCCGAGGUGCCAUUAGAAAUAAGAGCUAUGACGAACAAAAACGGACGGUUUCAAUCCAAGUGUUAAUUUACGAAGCGUACAGACGAUAUGGCUGUUUGAGCACGGGCCAAAUAGAACGAUUGAGACUCAAACAUAGACUGCGGGUAGUGCAAGAGUUGGAAGAUACUUGCGAACGAAAUGUUUUAAGAUGUGUGAUUGGAGAUGGUUAUUUUACGAAACCAGAGUUACAGGAAUUACUUGGUCUAGUCAGAGAAGAGAUUAUCAGUCAAAAAAAGCAUAUCCCAGAUAAGCACGAUCCCAGCUUACAACCGUAUGAAGCUUAUAAAAUAGACUUCGAUUAUUUUAAAAUUCUCUUCGCCGCGCUAUCACCAUGGGGAAAAGGUGAAACGGCGGAGUCGUUAGCUGCAAGAAUAUUCAAUUUAAUGGAUAGUAACAGAGAUGGCUAUUUAAAUUUCCGAGAGUUGGCUGGAGCUCUUGGACUGACUUCUACAGCGGAUGCCAUACAAAGACUGAAAUUGCUCUACACUAUUCAUUUGCCGCCCUUACUGUGCAUGUCGGACAUUGAGUCUCCGGAAAAGAAUGAAUCCGGGGCAGAAAUCGCUUCUGAAGCGACUGAUUUUUUUAGCACAGCGGAGAAGAAUCUUGAAAAGAGUAUCGAUUCGCUCAAUAUAUUGGAAGAUCGGUCACCUGGUACUCCUACAAGUAGCAACUGCUUCCAAUGGCAGAAAACAUUAAAUACCCAGCCUUCAGUGGACAAUUCCAUCGGAAGCCAAGUCAGUUUUGUAGAAGGAUCCAGCUUAAAAGAAUGGGAAAACAAAAGUUUAACCAGCCUGAGAAAUCUGGUACAAUCUAAGGAUAGUAAAGCGGAAAUGAAAGGCGUGCCGAGAAUGUCUCAAACGCAUUUCAUUACUCUGUGGAAGACCGUGUAUGAUAUUUUCCAAACAGAGCCGGAAGAAUUGGAUACUUACCACGCUAUCGCAGAUGUAGGCACGCUACUUUUAGAAUUAGGCGAUGUAGGAAAGCAGUUUUUUGUGGGCAGAGAUGAAAGCGAGGAUAGUCUUGCAACAGCGGCUGCAGCCGCUUGUGCUCAAUCUCAUGUUACAGAUGAAGCUGAGACUCCAGACAAAAAUGGCAAUCCAUCUACACCGAGAACAGAAAUUCAGUGGUACAUCACAGUGGAACAAUUCCUUGCCUCGAUUCUAAACGCUCAGCCAUUAGUAGACUAUUUCUCGAAACGUUCUUCCAUAAGUGAUAAUAUAAAGCUGCUGAAAGGAAGGAAAAUAAACAGGUACAAUUCCAUAGUGGAAGUGCCUGCUACUGUUAAAGUUUAAAAGCAAGAAUUCGGUGACAUAUUCCCCGUUCCUGUCGCGGUAAGUACCUAAUUAUUGAAAAUUCCAAGUUUCAUUAUUUGUAUAAUUUUUGCUAGUCAAAUCGUUCAAUUCUGGAGAUUCGCUAAAAUAAAGUCUAAAGCUAGUCUGAUUUCCUUAAGAGAACUGACACGCUCAGUAGUGUUCAAUGUUCUUUUGCGUCGAAAAAUAAGGGAUACUUUUUUUGAAAUUCCUGGAUAAAAAGGGAAGCUUUUACAGUAAUCAGCAGUUUACGUGUUUAUUGUAAUUACUGUUAGUGAUGAUACACGAAUAUUUCUUUCACUAGAGCAAAUAUGUAUAUUUUUUAAUAAGGCAACUAUCCAUUGUGCAAUAUGAAAGUGAUUUAAAAAUAAAAUUAAGGAGCUACACGGCCGAUGGUGAUAAACCAAAUUCUUCAACAAUUGUUGACUUGUUGACAAGCUUGGAAGCAAGCCUUACACUAUAGUAGAAUUUCGUUUUGUUUGUGUGCAGUAAAGUCCAUUAAAACUAACCCUCGAAAAGUCUAAUAUCACCAUCAAGUACGAUAUGUAUAAGUAUUUUCUAUUUUAUAAUUGAUAUGGAAUAUCUUUUUCUCUCAUUGUAGGUCGUUUAAUAUGUUAUUAUAUAUUUGAGAAUUAAAUAAAAUUAAAAAAAUA